Papaver somniferum (opium poppy) is the source of this 1934-nucleotide messenger RNA. RefSeq names its product protein WHAT'S THIS FACTOR 1-like. Gene Ontology annotation, molecular function: RNA binding. Bases 464 to 1753 code for a protein of 429 amino acids. NCBI's taxonomy places the organism in Eukaryota, Viridiplantae, Streptophyta, Magnoliopsida, Ranunculales, Papaveraceae. The transcript is spliced from 2 exons. The record is from RefSeq and is a predicted model, not a curated record.
GUAAAGUUAUGCGGUGUUGCAUUAUGUACGUUAACGAUUUUCUUUCUUUUACUACACUUCAUUAAUAAUAUAUAUUAUAUGAAGUAGUCUAGAAAAAUAACAAUUAAAUCAAAUCCAGCACUCUCACAAUAUGCCUGCACGAGCCAAUAUAGCCAAUAUGGGCAUCCCAUACACAACCAGAUCCUCCCCCGGGUAAAUAUCUAUUUUUUUUUUUGAGGCCGCCGCUUUUUCCCCGACUUAUAUAAGAUUUUAAAAAGCAUCGACUUGUAUAAAAUGAUGUAUGCAUUUAUCGCACUUGUCACCGUGCCUCUGUCAAUGCUGCUUUCAUCUUGCUGCCCUCUUUCAAGGUGAAAAUUGACGGAUUCGCAGCAGCUCUUAUUCUGGUUUGUUGACUUAAUCUUAGUUAAGGAGCUGUGUACGUGGGGGGCUGAGGAUUGUGAAAGAGAUUUUCUUGAUACCCAACAUGAACUUGAGAAGAAACACUAUGGUAUGUCUACUUAAAUUUCAGUCUUCAUUCAGUACCCAGCUUCAUCAGCAUAUCCAAACACGAGGAUUAGUAAAAGUCAGACUAAAAUGGGCAAAGAAUAAAGGUCUCGACCAUAUAAUUAACUUAGAAACCGAUGUCAAAGCUGCAUGUCUUCUUAAAGACGCUAUUAAAAGAUCCUCAACCGGCUUCAUAACUGCGAAAACUGUUUCCGACUGGCAGAAAUUACUGGGUCUCACUGUUCCAGUCCUUCGGUUCAUGCGUAGGUAUCCAACUAUAUUUGAUGAAUUCCCUCACACUCGUUGGCCUAGUCUCCCUUGUUUCCGUCUUACUGAUACCGCUCAGCUUUUGGAUUCCCAAGAACAAAAUAUACACCAGACCCAUGAGGCUAUUACUGUUGAGAGGCUCACUAGGCUUCUAAUGAUGUUGAAAACUAGGACAAUUCCCUUCCAAUCACUUCAGCCUUUGAAAUGGGAUCUGGGGUUGGCAGAUGAUUUUGAUAGAACCCUAAUUCCUAAAUACCCAGAUCACUUUCAGGUCAUUAAGGCGUCAAACGGGGCCUCAUCCUUAAGUCUUGCUCAAUGGAGAGAUGAAUAUGCGGUGUCCGUAUUGCAGAGAGCAAACGAGAGUAUUGAGUCCAGCGAUGGGUAUAGGCAAUUCAAGAGUGGAGGAACAUCAGUGGCAUUUCCGAUGAGUUUUCCAAAAGGUUAUGGAGCUCAAAAGAAAGUUAAGGCUUGGAUGGAUGAUUUCCAAAAACUACCGUACAUCUCACCUUAUGAAGAUUCAGCACAUAUCGACCCUAAUAGUGACCUUAUGGAGAAAAGAGUUGUAGGAGUUUUGCACGAGCUUUUGAGCUUGACCAUUCACAAGAAGACUAAGAGGAAUUACUUGAGGUGUUUGAGGGAAGAAAUGAAUCUACCUCACAAGUUUACUCGAAUUUUUACUAGGUACCCUGGUAUUUUCUACCUUUCUUUGAAGUGUAAGACAACCACAAUUACUCUCAAGGAGGGAUAUAAUCGUGGAAAGUUGGUAGACGAGCAUCCACUAGCUAGUAUCCGAAAAAAAUAUUAUUAUGUAAUGAGAACUGGAAUUCUUUAUCGUGGGAAAGGUGUGAACCUAAUAACAGGCAAUAAAAAUGGUGAACUUAAUUUAGUGAAAGAUGGAAUGGAAUUCAACGAUGAUGACGAGGAGGAAGAAGAAGAAGAGAUGGAAUUCAACGAUGAUGGCGAAGACAGUGCAGAUUUUGAGUCAGGUUCGGAAGGAGAAUAGCAAGUCUUCAUCAUUCAAUUAGCAAAGCAAAUGAUUUUUCGAGGUAUUACUUUUUUUGCUCACUUUUAUUUUAGGUUGUCACUAUUAGUUUUCUUUCUCACAUGAAGGUUUCUGUAAUUUUUAUGGUAACGAGUCAAUAUGUCACUCCAGGGAAAUGAUAAAGAGUAAAUAUAAGUUAGAA